Messenger RNA from Verticillium nonalfalfae, 1011 nucleotides. RefSeq lists its product as uncharacterized. The coding region runs from base 1 to 1011 and encodes 336 amino acids. The transcript has a single exon. The record is from RefSeq and is a predicted model, not a curated record. Gene Ontology annotation, molecular function: pectinesterase activity. Lineage: Eukaryota; Fungi; Ascomycota; Sordariomycetes; Glomerellales; Plectosphaerellaceae. Gene Ontology annotation, biological process: cell wall modification.
AUGCAUUUCAUACGUUUGUUUCUCCUGGGCACUGGUCUUGGUGUAUCAGCGCUCAGCUGCGUCAAGUCACCCUCUCGAACCAAACCUCCGCCAGGAGCGAUUGUUGUUGACGCCUCGAAGCAGUACCCCGACAGCUAUCCCACCGUAGGGCAGGCUAUCGCUGCAAUUGAGAACACGACAGCCGAGCAUGUCGUUUUCCUUAUGCCCGGUGUUUACUCCGAGCAGGUGUACAUUCCCUCACUUUCCGGUCCACUCAAGCUUCAAGGCUAUACAAAAGACUCCCGAUCAUACUUCAACAACGAGGUUACCAUCACGGGUAACCUCUCUCGGCAGACGCCUGGAUUGACAAACAACGAUCAAACAUCCACUGUCCGGCUUUGGACCUCAGAUGUCAAGGUCUACAAUCUCAAUAUUGCCAACACCUUUGGACAAGCAGCCACGGGCGGGCAAGCACUGGCUUUAAGCGCACAGAGGACAAACGAGGGUUUCUAUGGGUGCAGCUUCACCGGGUUUCAAGACACAAUAUACGCCAAUGAGGGUCGGCAAAUCUACGCCAACUCGUACAUCAAUGGCGCCGUCGACUUCGUGUUUGGUUUGCGAGCUUCGGCAUGGUUCGAGAAUUGUGACAUAGAAACUAUAGGGCCGGGUUUCAUCACAGCAAAUGGAAGAGAGUCGGAGGAGAACAAGUCUUUCUACGUGUUCAACCAUGCCAACAUCACUGGCACGAGCGGUGAGGGGUCAACUGUUUUGGGAAGGCCAUGGAGGCCGUUCUCCAGGGUCGUUUUCCAGAACAGCUGGCUCGGCAACGUCGUCAAAGCGGCAGGGUGGUCGGCAUGGGAUGCGACACAGAGCGUUGCCAAUAUCUUUUACCGGGAGUAUGGCAACACAGGGCCAGGCGCAGUCGGACCGCGUGUUGAGUUUGCAGGCUCAUUGGAUGCACCAGUGCAGCCUGUGACCGUUCUCGGACACGGGUUUGAGACUGAGUGGUGGGUUGACACCACAUACUUAUGA